Messenger RNA from Saccostrea cuccullata (small rock oyster), 1740 nucleotides. RefSeq lists its product as uncharacterized. The transcript is spliced from 6 exons. The record is from RefSeq and is a predicted model, not a curated record. NCBI's taxonomy places the organism in Eukaryota, Metazoa, Mollusca, Bivalvia, Ostreida, Ostreidae. Bases 1 to 1740 code for a protein of 579 amino acids.
AUGGAAAACGAGGACGGGUUAAAAUGUAGUGUGGGACAUUACGCAGGAAGUUCCUGCGGAUUAUACAAACCGUAUCCAAAAGAAACAGAUUUAAAAAUUUUGGGCGAUUGUCAAAGAGACAUAUCUUUACACCUACACGCCAUUAAGUUAAGUGGAGGCCACCAGACAGCAGUGACAGCAGCAGCCGACAGCGAGGGGUCUCUGAUUGCCCUGCGCAUUGGUUUAUUUCGAUAUGAUCCAUCCAUGACAGUAUGUCCAUUCCAUCGUUAUGGCCUUGGGAUACACUGGAAACCUCCUCGGAAGUGCACAUAUCCAUCACAUGAGGGAGCUCAAAAACCCCAAAAAGCAGUAAAUGCAGAAAUGAGCAGAAAUAUUUUGAAAUGUUUAGGAGUGUUACUGGUGAUUGGUUCAGGAAUUUGCAAAGGCUGUCUGAAAAGUUACAGCAAAGAUAUCUCCAGUUUAGACAAUGAACAGGAUUCUCUAUCACAUUAUGCUGUAUGUACUACUGGAGAGUCCCUAGGAUAUAAUCUGAGAGAACAUGGUCAUCUGCAAUAUUAUGAUAAUGAUUCAGAUGUACCAAAUUCCCAAACUCUCUCACAAAUAUCAACAUAUAGUGAUGAAAUGGAAACAACGUUGCAGAAUGCAAAUGAAGUAUUGAAAAUGGUAACUGGUGGAAAGGCAAGCCCUUUGCGUGCACAGCUUCGCACAGAUAUUUCAUCAGCAGGGGAAAGUACCAUACGUUACUAUAAAAGAAAAGCAGAGGAGUCUGUGGAUUCAGUUCUCAAUCUCAUAGCUCCUGGACAGUCUUCAAACUUGAAGCAGCUAAUUACAGAAUCAACCAAAGAGCCCUCAGAAGAUGAUCUCAUUAACACCAUCCUGAGAAUAUAUGAAGAAACAACAAACAAUCAACUAUGCAACCAAAUCCUAUCAGUGGUGUCCAAGAAAUUAACCAAAGAUGAAAUUAUGCAACGACUACCAGGAAUAACGAAAUACAAAAUAGAUCAAGCCAGACUUACAUCAACUUCAAUAACUGCCCUGGACAUGAAAGACAGAGAAAGAAGACCAAGAGAAAAAAUGGAUGAAGAAAAGAUGCAACACGCUAUCAACUUCUUUUUUGAUCCUUGUUUCACUCAAAUUGUUUCCUACGGCACUAGGGAGCUGGAGUUUGAUACUGGGGAAAAAAUCAGAAUUCCAGAUGUCAUUCGAACUGUUUGUCAUGCACAGAUUGUACAAAUGUAUUUGGCUUUCUGUAAAGAAAAUGAAUUCAAACCUUUAGGAAAAAGUUCACUUUUCAAAAUUCUAAAAGCCUGUGCUGCCUCAAAGAGAAAAAAUCUUCAUGGGCUGGAUAAUACAGCUGCAGAUGGAGUGGAGGCUUUCCAGAGUCUCCAUACGUUUUUGAAUACAUUAAAGAAUCAUUCUCUGAUGUCUGCUGAAUUACACAAAGAACUAACAACAGCUUUAACUUCAAGUCGCAUCUACUUAAAAACAGACUAUAAACUCCAUAUUCAAGAAUCAGACCUAUGUGCAGAUCAUUGUAUUAACUGGAGUUUGAGCGACAGUAAUAAUGAAGAUUUUCAAAAUCCGUGUGACCAUAUCCAUUCCUUAAAGUGUGACAGAUGUGAACUUUUGAAAGAAGUCUGUACUGAAUUGCAUAAGAUUAUCAACAAAAUGGAUAAUGGUAUAGACAAAGAUGAAUACACCACCAUCAUAUCAGAAGCUAUGAAGAAAAUUCUCAGAUAA